Messenger RNA from Morus notabilis, 3141 nucleotides. RefSeq names its product RGS domain-containing serine/threonine-protein kinase A. Gene Ontology annotation, biological process: regulation of DNA-templated transcription; protein phosphorylation. The transcript is spliced from 13 exons. Gene Ontology annotation, molecular function: protein kinase activity; ATP binding. NCBI's taxonomy places the organism in Eukaryota, Viridiplantae, Streptophyta, Magnoliopsida, Rosales, Moraceae. Bases 395 to 2677 code for a protein of 760 amino acids. The record is from RefSeq and is a predicted model, not a curated record.
AUUGACUGCACACACUUUUAGUUAAAAACUCUUAUAAGCAAACUUCUUCCUUCCUUCCAAUUUAAAGAUAGAUAGAGAUAGAAACUGAAAAAAAAAAAAAAAAGAAAGAAAGAAGAGGAGAGAGAAAGCGAAGAAUAACAUCAACAACACCGCCACCAAGUCAGAACUCAGAUAGACCAAAUAGAAAGAUAAACAGAUUCAAUCGAUUUCAGAAUAUUAUCAACUCUCUCUCUCCUCCUUCUAUCUUCUCAUUUCUAGAGAGAGAAACUCCCCUUCUUCUUCUUCUUCUUCUUCUUCUUGUUCUUCUUCUUCUUGUGCUUCAUGUUUGUUCGUAAUUUCGAGAAGUUGUUCCCAAUCGGCGAUUCUGGUUCGAGAGCUAACGAUAGGAGCAACAAUGGAGACGCCGCCGGCGGAGGAGCUUCUGAAGAAGAUCCAGGAGCUGGAGGCAGGCCACGCGCACCUCAAGAAUGAGAUGUCCAAGCUAUUGCAAUCCACCGAUGCCGCCGCCAGGUCCGAUCACCACCGCCGCCCGCACCAGAGGUCCCACUCCAUCUCGCCGCAGCGCUCCAGGCUCGGCUCCCCCCCCCCCCCCCGAGCCGGACUCGAAGGCUCCGCGUCGUUCCGGCAUUCGUCUCCGCUGCAGAGGGAGAGCCGGAGCCGCGAUCCUUGCGAUGGUGGAGGUGGAGGAGGGGGUGUGGGACCCUCGGCUGUCAAUUUCACCGAUAGGCAGUAUCUGAAUAUCUUGCAGUCCAUGGGGCAAUCUGUUCAUAUAUUUGAUCUCACUGGUCGUAUAAUUUACUGGAACAGGACUGCUGAGAAACUAUAUGGUUACUCUGCGGCAGAGGCCUUAGGUCGAGAUGCCAUUGAGCUUUUGGUGGAUUCCCAUGACUUUGUUGUGGCAAAUAAUAUAGUCGAACGUGUUUCCUUGGGACAGAGCUGGACCGGACAGUUCCCCAUCAAGAAUAAGAUGGGGGACAGGUUUGUGAUUGUAGCGACCAAUACUCCAUUCUAUGACGAUGAUGGCUCUUUGAUUGGGAUCAUCUGCGUAUCAAGUGAUUCCAGGCCCUUCAGAGAUAUGGGGAUUGUGCAGGCUGAUGCAGGGCAAUGCGAGAGCUCGCGUCGGCCCCGAAAUGUUGUAUCGACUAAACUUGGACUUGAUCCUGAGCAACCUUUGCAAGCUGCUAUUGCAUCAAAGAUAACAAAUUUGGCAUCCAAGGUGAGCAACAAAGUCAAAUCAAAAAUUCGGGUGCCGGAGAACAACAUGGAUCGUGAAGGUGGGAGCGGAGAUAGUCAUUAUUCUGAUCAUGGACAUUCUGAUGCUGUUAACUCUGACCACCGGGAGGAUGCUGCUUCAAGUGGAGCUAGCACACCCAGAGGAGAGGUUUCUGCAACCAUUGGUGUAUCUUCCCAUAUUGAUGAGAAGUCCCCAGGAAAGCCCUCCAGGGAUUCUGGUGAUGAGAGUGAAGGAAAAAAUGCAAUCCACAAGAUUAUAACCUCAAAGGCAGAAGCAUGGAUGAAUAAAAAAGGAUUAUCUUGGCCAUGGAAAGGCAAUGAGCGAGAAGCAUCAGAAGCUAGGGCUUCCCGCUUUGUUUGGCCUUGGUUACAUAAUGAUCAAGAGAAUGAUUCGGCUCAUCAGAGGAAUCAUAGUGGUAAACUAGAAAGCCAUGGAAAUGAAAGCAACCGGCCUGCAAAUAACGAGGCUUCAGGCUCCUGGUCAUCCUCAUUUAAUGUCAACAGCACAAGCAGUGUCAGCAGCUGUGGAAGUACCAGCAGUAGCGCUAUGAAUAAGGUGGACAUGGAUACUGACUGCCUGGAUUACGAAAUAUUAUGGGAGGACUUGACAAUUGGAGAGCAGAUCGGACAAGGUUCAUGUGGAACUGUAUAUCAUGGCCUGUGGUACGGAUCAGAUGUCGCGGUCAAGGUGUUCUCCAAGCAAGAAUAUUCGGAGGAUGUGAUACUUUCCUUCAGACAAGAGGUAUCUCUUAUGAAAAGACUUCGACAUCCAAAUGUGCUGCUCUUUAUGGGAGCUGUGACUUCACCUCAGCGUCUUUGCAUUGUGACAGAGUUCCUUCCACGUGGAAGUUUGUUUCGCUUGCUUCAGAGGAACAUGGCAAAAUUGGAUUGGAGAAGGCGGGUUCAUAUGGCCCUGGAUAUUGCACGGGGUGUCAAUUAUCUUCAUCAUUUCAACCCACCUAUCAUCCAUCGAGACUUGAAGUCUUCAAAUCUUCUUGUUGAUAAGAAUUGGACUGUCAAAGUCGGUGAUUUUGGUCUUUCACGUCUUAAGCAUGAAACCUAUCUCACAACUAAGACUGGGAAGGGAACGCCUCAAUGGAUGGCACCAGAAGUUCUUCGCAAUGAACCAUCAGAUGAGAAGUCUGAUGUAUACAGCUUUGGAGUGAUACUAUGGGAGCUCGCUACAGAGAAGAUUCCUUGGGAUAAUCUCAACUCAAUGCAGGUAAUCGGUGCCGUGGGGUUCAUGAACCAAAGACUGGAGAUUCCAAAAGACGUGGAUCCUCAGUGGGCUUCUAUAAUUGAGAGCUGUUGGCAUAGUGAUCCAGCACUCCGCCCAACAUUCCAAGAGCUGCUCGAAAGGUUCAGGGAGUUGCAGAGACAUUAUACCCUUCAGUUACAGGCAGCACGCUCUACUGCUGGCGAUAACACCGCCAAGGAAAUGUAGACCUGCCUCGGCAUUUAUUGCGAUUUGGGGUUUACUCUUUUUGCUUCAUUCGCAUCAUUGCUAGCCGAAGCAUCCAUUUUUGGUAGAUAUCCAAGCCGACCGAACCAACACCAUUUCUGGUAAGGACAUAGUAGACACCACAAAAUGGCUUGUGGUUGGUAUUUGGAACCAAGUUGGAACUCAGAUUUUGGCCGACUGUUUGGCAGACAAGAAAAAGGGAAAAGAAAAGCGGAAAAGGGGAAAGUGGUUGUCAUUCAUGUGAGCUGCCUAACUAUGACGGUGAUUGGGGUUGGGUUGGGGGUUAGUUGGUCUGUGUGAUGGUUUGUGUUUUUUUGCACUGACAUCAUCAAGAAUUCUUUCAAAGUUGGUCACUGGUGUUCUGCGGUUGAGAACCAUGUUGGUUGGAUCACAUGUCACCUUUUCUGUGAUUUUGUAUUGGUGAGGAAUUGUCAGGACCACUUUAA